This is a messenger RNA of Spirometra erinaceieuropaei, 650 nucleotides long. NCBI's taxonomy places the organism in Eukaryota, Metazoa, Platyhelminthes, Cestoda, Diphyllobothriidea, Diphyllobothriidae. The record is from the annotation of a GenBank genome assembly.
AUGGGUUCGCCGAUUUCGGGAUUUAUCGCCGAGGCGGUCCUGCAACGGUUAGAGUCGCUGGUCUUCCAACACCACAGACCGAAGUACUGGACCCAUUAUGUGGAGCAUAUCUUUGUAAGUUGAAUAUUGAUUUGUUUUCUGUGCCUGCUUGCCACUUUCACUUCGGCAAUGAGCUUGCUUAACGGCUAGCCAACCUUCCAGUAGCCGCCACUGCCGCCGAUGAGAUCGUCUCCGUGGAGAGUUAAGGGUGCAAACUGAGGGACACAGUCUAGUCGACUGCCCUAGCUGUCCUCAGUCGCGCCCGUCGCCGGCACCAGGACUGGUUUGAUGACAACGACGCCGCCACCAGCAACCUGCUCGUCGUGAAAAUUCGACUACACAAAGCCUACGUCAACCUUUUUACCUAUGACAACAAAGCAUCUUUCUACCGUAGUCGCCACUUUUCGCAACAGCGGCUGCAGGAGAUGCAGGACGCCUGGACAGCUCGCAAGGCCGAGGAGAUCCAGGGAUACGUGGGUUACAACGAAUGGAUGAACUUCUUCUCUGCGACCAAAGCUGUAUACGGUCCGCCAACCAAAGACACUGCUCUUCUCCUCUGCGCCGACCGCAGCAGCCUACUCACUGAGAAGUCGCAAAUUAUACAGCGAUAG